Messenger RNA from Amphiprion ocellaris (clown anemonefish), 6641 nucleotides. It is a transcript of the gene lrch4, whose product is annotated as leucine-rich repeats and calponin homology (CH) domain containing 4. NCBI's taxonomy places the organism in Eukaryota, Metazoa, Chordata, Actinopteri, Pomacentridae. Bases 236 to 2383 code for a protein of 715 amino acids. The record is from RefSeq and is a predicted model, not a curated record. Gene Ontology annotation, molecular function: protein binding. The transcript is spliced from 18 exons.
CUUCCUGGAGGAUUGACAGUUUAUGCGAGUGCGGAUCGUUCAGCAAAAGAACCGAGAGCUCCCGUUGUGAGCGGAGAGAUCACAGCUCAACCUUUUCUUGGAUUCAGUUUUGUACUUUUAAGUUUUAAAGUUUCCAAGAAGAGCGCUCAGAGGGGAGAUUACGCGGACCUACGGGGCAUGAAAGUGGAGCGGGCGCUUCAAACAAAGUAGAAGCGGAGGUCGACCUGUCUGUUUGAUGGCUGCUGGGGAUGGAGCCCAGCUGCCGGCCACAGUAGCGGCCAGCCGAAGCGUGGAAAAGGCGCUGGAGGAGGCUGCUGCUAGCGGGGCUCUCAACUUGUCUAACCGAAAACUGAAGGAGUUUCCCCGCAGCGCCCGGAACUACGACCUGUCAGACAUUACACAUGCAGAUCUGUCUAAGAACCGUCUGUGUGAGCUUCCAGAAGAGCUCUGUCAGUUCAUCUCUCUGGAGACACUGAGCCUGUACCACAAUGGGAUGCGUUCACUGUCCUCCAAUCUGGGCAACCUCCAGGCCCUGACCUACCUCAACCUCAGUCGUAAUCUCCUGUCCAGUUUACCCCCAUCAGUGUUUCAGCUUCCCCUCCUGCGAGUCCUCAUCGUCAGUAACAACAAGCUUUCUUCACUGCCUGCCUCCAUAUACUCGCUGACACACCUCCGGCAACUGGAUGUAAGCUGUAAUGAGCUGCAGCGUUUGCCAGGAGAGCUUGGUCAGCUAGAGUGUCUGAGAGACUUAAAUCUGAGGAGGAACCAGCUCACCACUUUGCCUGAAGAAAUAUCCGAGCUCCCCCUUGUUCGGUUUGAUGUGUCCUGCAACCGAAUUUCUCACGUGCCCUUGUGCUACCGACACCUCCGGCAUCUGCAGAGCAUCUUGCUGGACAACAACCCACUGCAGAUGCCACCUGCACAGAUCUGCUCCAAGGGCAAAUACCACAUCUUCAAGUACCUCAACAUGGAGGCCUGUAAGAGGAGUCAGGAGGAGCUGGAGAAACACCUGAGGCCAACUGGAUUUAACAGUUGCCUGUCAGACCAGGAGCUGUUCACAGGUCAGUUUGGAGGGCUGGACUCUGGCUUCAACAGUGUGGACAGCGGCAGCAAAAGAUGGUCUGGGAAUGAGUCAGCAGAUGACUUCUCAGAGCGUUCCCUCCGCAUGGCUGAGGUCAGCAGAGACCAGAGGAACCUGGAAGAGGAGAAUAGAUCUCCUUUGGAAGCUAACAAAGUCAAUGGAGAGGCUGAGCAGGUGGACUUCAUUGACAGCAGUGUGACAGAAGAAGAGGAGGAGGAGAUCAGGAUGGAUCCAUCUACACCUGCUCUCACAGCACCUUCUCUGGAGCACAAGGAGGGAUCUUCACAGUCCCAAACCCAGGACUCAACAACGUGCCGAUCCAGCCUCCACGUUGAGGUGGGCCCCCCGUCGUCCGCCUCCUCGUCUCCUCUGUCACCCUCUAGCCCCACCCUGGAGGAGCGGAGGAGGCCUGGCACACUGUUCAUCUGGCAGGAGAGGGAGCGGCUUCAGCAGCAGAGGGAGAAGGCGAGUUUGUUGAAGUCAUCCACCAAAACAGGAAGUCAUGUGGCCUCUGCACUACAGACGGGAAGUAGCUCAUGUGGUGCAUCACCAGAGAACAGCAACUCUCACUCCGGCUUGCGGCACCGAUGUGCGAGUGCUGACCAAAUGAGCACAGCGACCCCUUCAGUCCUUCUGCAGCGCUCCAGCAGCAGAACAGAUGUCCCAUCCUCCCAAAAGACGUCCCCUCCUCCUGGUCAGGCCCAGAAGCCCAACAGUUUCCUGUUUCGCACCUCCUCCCGCACCAACGUCAAACCCACAGCUGUCUUCAGUCUUGGUGAGUCUGGCAGAAGUGAGUCUCGCACGACGCUGCGUUCACCCAAAGAGGAGAGACCAGACAUCACAGAGUUACGCAAGACUCUGGAGUCUCGGCUGAAGAUCAGUCUGCCAGAGGAUCUGGGUGAAGCUCUGUCCAAUGGCACUGUCCUCUGCCAGCUGGUCAAUCACAUUAGACCCCGCUCCGUGUCAAUCAUCCACAUUCCCUCCCCUGCAGUGCCAAAACUGAGCUUGGCAAAGUGUCGAUUAAACGUGGAGAAUUUCACUGCAGCUUGUCGCAAGCUGGGAGUCCCUGAGACUGAAGUGUGUGUGUCCUCUGAUGUGCUUCUGUAUAAGCUGCCCGCUGUGCUGCGCUGUGUAACGGCCCUGCUGGCCAUGGAGAGGGGGGAGAUGGUGGAGGAAAGCUCGCCUCGCCACUCCUCACCUACGUCUUCAUCGUCCUCUUCGCUGCUGUCCACAGACUUCCUGUUCUUCUACUGUGCAGCCAUGGCGCUGCUCUACGUCCUCUACUGCUACCUGCUUACCUAAAGCGUCAGCACACAAAAUAUACAUACUGCACGUUUAUCUGCUCUAUACACAAUCUGAACACACAGAAAUGUCACAGCUUGACACACACAGCUGCUCCUACAGCUGUCAUUUAAAUAGUGAGUUAGGUGUGUGCGCUCGGUACUGACUGUAGAGCUGAUAUAUUAAGACUUGCUGCACUGGUUGGAAGUCUGACAUAGAGAUAAUUCAGCAGAGAGCACUUCACCAAUGGAAAUAUACUGUAUGCGAGCAGAUUAAAUGCCUUUGCCUAGUUUAGCCUUCACUCAUGUUUGGAGAAGAUAGAAGUUUUUGUCUGAGUCAGAGCUGCUUGGUGUCAGAAAGUCUCUCACUGGCUGAGAUGUGAGUGGAUGGAACAAAGGAACCACAUUCUCUGUUGAAUCUCCAUCAUAUACUAUAGUUGAUUUUCUGAAGAUGUUGCGGACACUUAAUUACACAGCAUGCAGACACAGAGCAUUCUCAUUCAUUUGAAACUGUGAAACUAAGUCUUUAAGCCCUUUUAGCUCUGGAGUGUUUCACUUUAUUUGCUAAUGUACAGGAACUUUUUAAGUGGUUAAAGUUCCUCCAGAUCAUUGUGAUUUGUGUUUCCAUAGUAGGGCCAUGGUCCCAGGGAGAAUACAUGAAUUAGUCCACUUAUGUAUCAAAACCAGGACAGACUCAGAUCACCUCUGAAUAUUGUUCUCUGUAAAACUGGACAACAAAGCCUGGAGUUUGUUGGUCCAUCUGUCUUUAGAUGUUUUGUGAUCCAUGCAGCCAAGAACCUCAAGUAAGAAAACCUGCAGUUGCAGGUUUUAUUGUUGAUGGUGAUGAUUGAGAGCAGAAUGCUAGGCAAGGCAUUAUUGGGCAGGAAAAAUGGUGCUCAUGUGUCCUCUUUUAAUUUAACCAAUCAGCAUGGAGACCUAAAUAGCAGCUUGUCAGGGCCGCAAAAAGUUCGUGCCACCCUAAAACAGUCUGCAAGUUCCUGCAGCAGAAAACAGCUCAAAACUGGAACCUAUUUUAGAUGGUGGUUCUUCCACUUGAAACACAAGCAGGGGAACAGAGUUCUUCAGCAAGUUCCUGUGGCACCUCAAGUUUCACCAGCUAGUUCCAGACUGUCUGCUGUUUGAUGAUGAGCAAGUGGUGUACAGUGGAUUCAUCAGAGCGUUUUCACUGCAAACAGCCGCCUGCUGCUGAAGCAAGCACGACUGAUGAGUGCUGAGUGUGAGCAAAGCAUUAAAGAGCUGUAAAACCUAAACAAUGAGCUAAGGUGCAACAAACUCUGUAGAGCUGACAGCCACAGUUGGGUGAUGAGCCGUCACUGCCAGCAGCACCUUUCACUUUAUACACAGUCAGCAGAAAUAUUAAAGUAUUGAUCAGUGCAGCUUUGAGGCUCAGUUCUGUCUCAUAGUAAUUACAUUUACACUGACAAAAUAAAAUACUUGGAUGUGAAAUGCCUACAAACAGACCAGAAUUGAACAAUUUUUAAGCAUGUUGCAGAAAUUAGAAUUUAAAGGGAACCAUUAGUUCUGCUGGUUGAUAAUAUUGUCUUCUCCAUGGUAAAGACUGAGAUCUGUGAAUGAAUAGAGACUCGAUGAGGCCGGUUCUGAACAAAACUCUGUGGAAGAGCAAAUAAAGGCCAACAGUAACAGUCCAACUUCAGUCGGACUGUUACUGCUGACUGAGUCUUUUCAAAUUGCAAACUAGCUAUCCUGGAAACAGGUUCUAGCUGGAUGGAUUCUUUAGACAGAGACUGUGGUUCUUUAAAAGAUUUGGACUCAACCACUGACAUUGUUUGUGCCUAAAGCAGUUGUCUGAAAGACAGAAGCUGCUGAAAUUUCCUGAGACAGAGCUGUGAAUGUGGAAUGUGAUUUUUAUUUUAGCCUGAGACAGAUGCAAGUUCAUUAAAUUUGGAGCCUGGAUGUUAAAUGAUGCUGUCAAGAGUGAUAGACAAUUGAAACAGGUCUGUUACUGAACUGACCACUUGUUUUCUGAAUGCUGUGUUGCCUGGGAAACAGCAGGGGGCGAUGUCGCUGCAUCUGCCCUUAAGACGGUACAAACCCCUGCAGGAGGUUGUGUGUGUAAAGUUUUUUUUGCUGUCUCUGGUCUGUCUGAUCGGCUGACUUCAUGUUUGUAUAAAUGUAAACAGCUUAUUAAAUUAUUGCUUUUUUUAAAAUUUAUUUUGAACUCUGUUCUGAACUCUGUUCUGUCUUUGGUUGUUUUUGAUUCUGUGAUGAAACAGCAGAGGCGUCACUAAUUUAGUUAAACCUCUUAGCCAAUAGUUUUAGAGCCUCAUAAAUCUUUGUGAAAUCAGUGUGAGUGCCUUAAAUCACACACACGGGUAAAUUAAAUGUAAUCAAUAUUCAAUUAUUCCAAGUGAAAAUAACAUUGACAGUUUAAAAGUUUCCUCCUUUAUUGGAUUGGUGAAUAUCCGUUUCCCUUGAGGCUACGCAUCUGACGGCCUCUGCUGUUUCUACCACAUGCUGUGUCUGGCUUACUGCUCAUAGAAGGUCAAUAACUGCAACUAAACACAGAUUAAAUUCUCAUUACCAUGCUUAUUUGACUGAUGUGGGGCUUGAAAGCUAAUAUCAGUAGUGAGAUUUGGGGGAUUCAGGCUGCUAAAGUCCUGAAAAUCCAGAACAUUCAGCAUUUCUGAACAGAAUGUUAACUUUCUCAAUACUAAAACUGCACUCCAACUCAACAGCAUGAACUAAUUAAGAGUUCUUCAUAUUAACAAACACAUUGGUCAUACUCUGCUCAGUAUAUUGAACAGGACUGACCCUCUGAACAUAUUGAACCCCAAAUUGUUCAGUGUUAAAUGGGCAAAUAACCAUAUUAGUAAAUUAUAUGAAUAGAUUGUGUGCAAUAUAUAAAUGACCAAUAAUUUGUCUUUAUCAAAGCUAAACUCAUUGCUAUGAAAUGCUAUAUAAUUCUAAUUAGGGCUACAACAUGUUUCAGCAACAAUAUUACAAUUUAUGCAUUGCAGGAAGAAAAAUGAACUCGGAGACAUCAUGCUACAACUUUUGCCACUUGAUAGAAAAAUUAAAGCAGCAUGGUUCACAUUUUCCAUGACUUAUCUACAGGAAAAGACUGUCUGAUAGAACAUAACUUACUCUGAUUUAAGUGUUCUUAGAUACACUCUUUCAAAUAAAGUGAAAAAAAUAAUCUGAUUUUGUUGACUAAACACAAUUUCUGGUGUCUUUACCAAUGUUACACCAUAUGACAAAGGUUCCAAAUAGCUUUUUUUAAAGUUAUUUUUUAUUUUCUAUGCAGAUGUUCUCUCCCACAGAAUCACCCCAGCAAUUCUAGAAUAACCAGUUAAUUCCAAAUAGUCCAAAUAAACUCAAGUCAUCUGGUGAAAAGUAUUAUAAGAAAAACAAAAUAUCCCAUUACCAACAUCCUAGUAUUGUGCAGCUCUAGUUCCAAUUUCAUAAUUUAAUUGGAGUUAAUUUUUAAAUGUGACCCAUGAUGAUGGAAUUUAUGCAGUGUCACUUUUCGUGACAGUGCCGUUUGUAUUUGUAGAUGUCCCCAGCCUUUACACAAGCUCAACAGGUACUAACAGGUGUAGCGAGUUAGCUGAAGCUACAGACAAUAAUUCUGAAUCGUGCUGCUUCUGUAGCCUAAUGUCAACUGUUAUUUAAUUGUAAUUGCAACAGUAAUUGUUAAUAUGAAAAUGCGAACAAUGAAAUAACAUUUGAGAGCAAUGAGCUGAAUCGAUAAAGUACCUUAAAUUAUUUACAUAAAUGAUUGGCUCAUGUAUAUAUUGUAUACAUUAUAUUCAUGAUUAUUUCCUAAAAUCAGUUUUAUUCAUUUAAUAUUGACCACUAUUGGAGAUCAAAUGACAAUAGCCAUUCUGUUAAAAUUGCAAUAUAGAUUUAAUGACUGAUGUAACAAGGUUUUUAGCACACUGGUUCUUUUGUCCAUCCUCAGUUUCAUGUCCACAUCUGUGCUGUUGUCCAAAGGUUCGAAUGCCCACUCCCUCCCCGUGUUUGACAACUUUUUAUUAGCCUGCUGUUAAGAUGAACUUUAUACUGUUUCAAUCCAAAUGUAUAUUUUAUAAGUGAAACUGGAUAAGCAACACACAGUAAUUCAUUCACUGACGUAGAACAAGCUAUAUUCAUAACUAUGUUAGUGGAACAGAAUACUGCUGUAUUUUAUAUUUAUAUAAUACUCUUGUAUUAUUAAGAAUGUUUUUUGAGUUUAUAUAAAUCUAUAUGUAUUUUCUUUUCUUCCUGCAGGAAAGAAAUGAUUAAAAAUACAACCGCGA